Molecule: messenger RNA, 7080 nt
Organism: Bactrocera dorsalis (oriental fruit fly)
Lineage: Eukaryota; Metazoa; Arthropoda; Insecta; Diptera; Tephritidae
Gene: Rsod
Exons: 12
Coding region: 2937-6383 (1148 amino acids)
Biological process (GO): superoxide metabolic process
Molecular function (GO): metal ion binding
Source: RefSeq, a predicted model, not a curated record
UUUUAUCUUAAUUUUAUUAUUAAUUUUUUUUGUAUAGUUGCUUAACAGGUACUUGUACAUACACUUUUAAUGAGUACGAAAAUCAUUACUAAACAACUUGUCACGUCUUCUUCAAACUAAAAACGCCAAAAACUAACGCACAAAAUUUUUACAAUAACAAUGUCAUACACAAUUUUCAUUCGCUAGUGUAUCACAAAUCAUAUGAACCUAUACAUCUAUAGGAUCGAUCAAAAAGAUUGCGAUGCCGCUGGGUAACCAAUAAUGGUUUAGGAAAGUUGAGGUGAAGGUUGAAGGUGACAAAUAUAUAUAGCCUAGGUGAAACAUAGGGCCUUACUAAACAAAAUACGAAAGUAAUAUAAUUUGGCAUAAAAUCCCUGCUUCUUUGCCAAUUAAAGAUCACAUGAAAUAUUUAGGUAGAUUUAUUUAGACUAGUGUAGAUCGAAAGAGAUGUUGAAAAUUCUGUACAAUCGAGAGCUUUUUUACCCUAGAGUUUGCAAAAGUAACACAACAUAAAGACAUUUUUCAGAUAAUUGGCUCAUCCGUGUCGAUCACUCGGUAGAUCGCGAUUCGGUUCGACUAUUCGACGAUUAUUUUAUAGCCACAAUAACAUGGUAAUCUUAAUUAAAACCAUACCUGAGAUAGUAUUUAUGAGUGGAUUUUUUUUUCUUAGAAAAAUCUGCCAAAAUUUUAGAGGUGACAAAAGCCUGGUCUCUACAAUUUUAAAUAUGACAUCGAGAUUCAGUGCACACCAUGAAAUGGAUGUGAGCCAGAAGUUGUUGACCUUUUAGCAAUUGAAGAAAUAUGUGACAAAGUUUUUUUUUGGUUUUUUUUUUAUUCUAAACUCAUUUUAUACGAGUAUUACCAGUACCUGUUAAGUUGUAGCUAUUUUUCAAUACUGAAUCAAGUGUAUACAACUUUUUGACUUCGAGCAAUUUUUUAUUGAGAGGUAAGUAUUUCCAAACAAUUGAGGAUUUGGAUUUGUUUUUUUGUCGAUGAAUUCUUAAAGGGUUCACAUUUACUGCUGGGAAUAUGAAAACUGAUGUAACAUGGUACAUAUACACCCUGGAGCUUUAUUCAACCAGACUAGUUAAUUUAAACAGCUGAAUCGAUAAAAAAAAUCCUAGAUUGAUACAACCAUUUUUUUGUGUUUGUGUUAAGUUAGAUCUUCAUAUAAAGGGUGAUCUAUUUCACGGGUUUCCUACCUUUUUAAAGAAAACAAAAAACACAGAAACUUAAAAUUUAAUGGAUUAUUUAUUAUUUAAUUAUUAAACAGUUGCUUUUUUACGACGGGAAAAAUUUGUCUGACGAUUUUUACCAUGGAAAGGAAUUGAAUAGGGAGUUUGCUUCAAACUUUAUAUUUCCAAUGGCAUCAUGCCUACGAAAUCGUUGAAAAAUUUAGGGAACCAUUUUGGGUAGUCUACUUUAUCGCGAGCACAGGUACUUGAGUUUCACAAAGCAUUCUGGUAAGGUCUACACAGCUCUUUAGCAACUUACGCAAAUUUUACUGAUAACCUCAAAGAUAAUCUUGAGUGUUUAACAUACGAAAGCCAAUACACCAAUGCGACCACUUCUCUAAGACGUCCUUAAAAGAUGGUUCUUCUAAUUAUUCCACCUCUUAUACAAUAUUAAAUUUCGGCAAUUAGUUUACUCCGGUUGAGGUGUUCAUAUGAAAAUAGUCGCAUGAAAGAUGCAGCUGUGUGCCCAUCAUAAUUUUUUAAUUCAUAAAAAUUAUCUGGGAGUCUUGUAAAAGCGAGUAUAAAUGUUGUAUUUCUAACAAAAUUUCGUGUCCGGAAUCGUUGCGAAACACAAACAUUUGAAUGGUACAAAGGCUUCAAAGACUAUUGAGUGAUCGGUGAAGACAUGUCUCGUUCUUCGACCUCUUCAACUAAUGAAAAUAUUAAAAAUGUAAAGGAUAUGGUGCUUAAAAAUAUUUAGAUAAGUGUUAGAGAGAUGGCAAGAGAGCUCGAAAUCUUUCGCAAGUCUGUUCGAAUGAUUUUGGUGGAUAUUUUGGGUAUGAAACGCGUUCUUGCUCGACUCGUCCCGAUAAAGCUGACUUUUUUUUGCAAAAAGAUUACCGUAAACAGGUCUCUUUGGACAUGCUGCGAUCAUGCGAAUUUCGAUCUCACAUUAAAGGAGAGCAAUUUAAAUAAACAAGUCUACAAUUAUCGAAAUUUUCAAUCGAUCGAAGAGAUAAACCAAAUUCGCUGAAGGCCAUGCCAAAAAGUGUUUAUGAAAAUUGUUUUGGGAACUGGAAAAUAAAUGUAUUAUAUCUGGUAGGGAUAGCUUUGAAGGCGACAAAAUAAAUAUUCAUAUAUAAUGAAAUAUUUUGCGUUUUAUUUACAAUUUCCGGUAACUUUUUUGACACAAUAUAAGUGCUCCUGAAUGCACACUAAACUACGUUUUUGUUUAUUCAUUGCAUGUAGAUGUUAAAUAUAAACAGUUAAAACAGCCAUACUACCGGCAAUACAGUAAGAAUACUAGCAGCUUCGGUCAACCCACUUAAACAGCUGAUUUCUUCAAAACCAGUUUCAAAGCGCGAAGUAAACCGCAGCGCAUAGCAGAAGCGGAAGAGUACCACUUUCGUUACGAAAGCUUUAGCUCAACACACACCAAAUGGCCAAUUCUCUUUCAAACCAACUCGAAUGCGUUUCAAGUCGACUUCAGCAGACCUGCUAUGGCUUUGGCGAAGAAAACCAGAUUUAGUUGUGCGUAAAACGUUAAUGAGCGACUUUGCAAAGCGGUCAGCCGAGGCGAUUUGUAGUGGAAAUUUCAACACGAUGUGAUAGUGAAAGGAGUUUUUAAUUUAUUUUUUCAACAUAAUUUGUUUUUGUUAUACGUUUGUGCAAUAUUAUUUUUGCGCAUUUAAUAUUAAACUGCGUGUAAAUAUUAAUUUGAUUUAAGUAUUUGUAAAUAUAAAGUUGGUACAGAAAAACAAAAUGAAGUCCUCAGGCAAUUAUGCAUUGCUAUUAGUCAUCGCUGCUUGUAUUUUGUCGCAAAAUAUUGUCGGCGCACAACAGCUAAUCGCGUAUCUCUCUCAGCAUGGCCUCCAUGGUGAGAUUACCUUCCGUCAAGCGAAUGCAACGACUGUGGAGAUCAACGCCAAAUUAGAAACCACACUACAAUACCCGGAACAAGUGUGGAGUUGGGGUGUCAGACAAUUUCCUGUAGAUUAUACCGAUAUUGAUCCAGACUCGCGUUGCAGUGUGGAGAAAUUGGGCGCACAAAUAGUGAAUUUUGACGAACAGCUUGACUUUCUGAUGUUGCCCGGCAAUGAGUCCACCACCUGGUAUCGUGAUAUGACUUUAAUAGAUGAGAAUGGUAUUUGGGGCAAAUCUCUCGUUCUAACCGAAGUCGGUUCGCAUGCGCGCAUUUGUGCCACCAUCACCACCAUUCAGAUGUCGGUGGAGCAUAUGGCUGAGGCGCGUUUUAACACACCCAUUGCGGGCUCUGUGCAUUUUCGUUGGUUGGCGCCAGUAGAUGGCGCACCCGGUGACACACUGAUCUACUCGAAUCUCUAUCACAUACAAGCACAACCGCCUAACGAUGAUCCCAGCAAACCUAUGACACGUCAUAGUUGGAAAAUUUUCGUCACCGACAUAUUCAAAAAUGAUCAUCAUCGCACUGAAGAUAAUUGCAAUUUCUUGCAAUUGGUAUUCGAUCCACAAGGUUAUGGCGAGAACAAGGGUAUAGGUGAUCUGGACGCUAGAUUGGGCAAGAUAAGUGUGGCGAAGAAUGCUUUACAAAGGACACAACGCGCAGUUUAUAGAGAUGAUAAAUUUGUGUUGUUGCCCUCAGAUUUAUCUAUACCGCAUCGCACGCUGUACUUGGUGUUAUUCGAGGAUCAACAUCCGGAUAACUUUCUGGCAUGUACACAAAUUCGCCAUGUGGAACCACUGACAUACAAAACCUUCCUGAACUCUGGCGGUAUUAAGGGUGAAAUAACGUUUACACAACGCUCGCGUUUUGAUCCGACUUUUUUGAAUUUCACGCUCGAAUCGGCUGGCAAACAGGCACGUUUUGUUAAUCGCAAAUUUGCCGAAGACGUCUCCGCAUUUCGUAUACAUACUCUACCACCGGUGCCACAUCGCAAAGGUCUGCCGAGUUACUGUGAAUCCACUGGUGGCCUAUAUAAUCCACGCGAACUUGAAAAAUCUGCCAUACCACCACCAGGUUUUGGCACACAAGAUCAAUAUCCCACUGGAGAUUUGAGCGGAAAAUUACAAAGUCGCAAUAAGGAUUACUAUCAUAACUAUUUACUACCAGGUGCUAGUUCAGAACUUAGCGGUCUGUACUGGGACACAUUUUUACCAUUACAAGGACUUAAUAGUAUCGCACACCGCGGUAUGGUCAUCUUCACUUAUAAUCGCACAAAUGUUGAUAACAUUACUGAAAAUCCAUGGAGCUGUUCGUCUAUAACACAAUACCUUAAGAAUGGUUUGUAUCAGAAACCGAUGUAUACAGCGCAGGUGUUACUCCGUUAUCCAGUCGUGGGACGCGUACUCUUUCGUCAGCCGGUUGAAGAGCCUUGGCAAGACACCACCGUCAUAUUUGAAUACUUAAUACAUGCCGACGGGUCCACACAAAACAAUACAUUCGAACAUCGUUGGGCCAUACAUAGUAAUGCGCCGGGCAAAGAUUUUUACGACUGGCAGAAUCGCUGUCUUUCCACCGGAAAUGUUUUUAAUCCACACAAAGUGCAGUGGGGCAAUCGCUCGCUUGAUGACUAUUGUAAACCACAUUUGCCGACAAUGUGUCGUGUGGGUGCGUUGGAUACACGCGUGGGAAAGUUAACCAUAGCGGGUGGAAAGAAAAAUGCAGAGAAGCUGAGUCGUCUCAUGUUUACGGAUACGAAUUUGCCCUUAUCGGGUAGACAUAAUAUAUUAGGAAAGUCAUUAGUAAUCUACGAUGAUUUCGGGCCCGUAGCGCGCGGCGAACGACUGGCAUGCUCUGUCAUUAUAGGGCACUUUCGGCGCAAAGUAGUGGCCAAAGACUGGUAUGCCAAUGGCGAUGAAUUGACCGUUAAUGGGCGCUUGGAAAUCACACAGCAAUCGGAAUACGACAUUAGCAACAUCGAGGUACAGUUGAAGGGGUUAAAGGAGAACAGCGGCUAUCACAUACACAUGACACCAGUUGAAGCGAAUCUUGAAUUUCCUUGUGAAGCCACCACACUUUACGGGCACUGGAAUCCUUUCGAUAUAAAUGUCAAAUCAUCACCGCCACCCAAGCAAGGCACAACCGAUCAGUAUGAAAUGGGCGAUCUGAGUGGCAAAUUCGGUACACUCGAUGAGCUUGUGCAGUACGAAGACGCCUAUAACGACACAAAUUUACCGCUUUUCGGUUACAACAGCGUGAUCGGUCGUUCGGUGGUAAUACAUAAAAAGCGUCGAAAUGCACGUUGGGCCUGUAGUACGCUGGAGCGCGGUUAUAGCCCCAGCGAGGCGCGUGAGAUACGUGCAAUAGCUUCGUUUCAUCAUCCGACCGGCUAUGCCUACGGUUAUAUCAAAAUGACACAACUGAUACAUGUGGACGGUAGUCAAUCGGAAACUGUUAUCGAGGUGAAAUUAAGGCAUCCGGGCAAAAACGAUCGGAAUAUGACCCAAAAUCACAACUGGCAGAUAUUUGUGAACCCGGUCGGUGUGGAUGCUGCAGUCAAACCCACCAUAACACGUUGUGUUGCCGGCGGUUAUGUGUGGAACCCAUAUUAUACCCAACUAGCAGAUCCGUUAAAUCGUGAUUUGUACGAGCAGGAAUGUGGUCCCGAUAAUCCAUUACGUUGCUAUGUAGGCGAUGUUGGCGCGCGACUUGGCACAAUAAACCUCGGCGUGGAGCGUGUUGUCCUCACAGACUCUAACUUUCCGCUUGAAGGACCUGUGGGAGCCAUCGGUCGUUCAAUAGUCAUCUUUGGCCCUGAAUACUCUUCGGAACGUUUCGCCUGCGCUAAUAUUGAGCCGGAUCAUAAUGUUUUUAAAUAUGUUAAUUUACAGAAACCACCGAGAUUCGUUGUCGCACAAUUUUUGGAAGAACUACGCUCGGUGAUGGGUAUUCCAGAAUGGAUGUUGGAUGUGGACGCGCGUAAAACGAAGGAGUUGCAUGGUGGCGCCUGCAUUCAAAUGAUCAUACACUUUAAGGGACCGAUUGCACAUCGCUUGGAAUUGGAUAUGUCACGCCUAAUUGCUGCUGGUCGUUUAGAUUCGCCUAGUCUGUUCAUUCCCGGUUAUGUGAACACCAAAAGAAAAGCCACCAUUUCGUAUAGAACUUGUGGUGUGCGGGAUCCAAAUGAGAAACGUACUAAGACGUUUUACGGAAGUUUCACCAACCGUUCAAGUCGUUCGCUGCCAAAUUACAUAUUAUUCGUAAUUUUGAUUGCGCUGAGUUUAUAUUGAUCUGCAAUAUUUGUUUACCCAAAUACGCAAACACAUACACACACACCUACUUGUACAUAUAGGCGAGAGUUGAUUAAAAAUCGCACCUUGUUGUAUAAUUUUUAUAUCAUUUUAGUGCAUAAAAGCGAUGAAUAAAUAAACAUAAUUUAUUUUUAAAACCAAAUACUCUUUCUCUAUCUCUCUCAACUGCUGCGCUCUGCGAUAUUUACAGCUUUAUAAUCUCUUUCACCACAAUGCCGUCACCUUUCGCUGGUAGAGGCCGGUACGCUAGCCACCCCUAAUUUGACUUUUCUCCCAGCCGCUUGUUGGAAAUGAGUUCAUUAUUUUGUUGCUCAGCAUUGGCAUUGCGUCUGCGCUGUAAACGUGCGCCGUCUGUAUCGAUUGAAGAAUGGAUAAAAAUUCUUUUGUGCAUAUCACGUCGAGUUCCAAGCGUUUGCCUGCCAGCAGCAGUUGUGAAAAGUCACCUUUGUAGCCAGCCAUUGUGUGCCCAGAGAAGCAGUACAGCAAAUAAUUAACAAUAUUGGUAUCAAUAAUGCAUUGCGUUUUUCUAGCGAUUUACUUGUGUUUAGCUGUUACGACUUGCAGUGCUACUGGACUUAGUGGUCCGUACCUCUUUUGGGGUCAUCACAGUGUCAUUAAUUUGCAGCCACGCGCCCUUGUCGAGGCCAGCGAAGAAGAUCUCACCAAUUUAUUUCAG